Messenger RNA from Diuraphis noxia (Russian wheat aphid), 2888 nucleotides. RefSeq lists its product as uncharacterized. NCBI's taxonomy places the organism in Eukaryota, Metazoa, Arthropoda, Insecta, Hemiptera, Aphididae. Gene Ontology annotation, molecular function: DNA-binding transcription factor activity, RNA polymerase II-specific; RNA polymerase II transcription regulatory region sequence-specific DNA binding. The record is from RefSeq and is a predicted model, not a curated record. Gene Ontology annotation, biological process: regulation of transcription by RNA polymerase II.
GAGCACGACGUACACCGCGCAGCGGCCACACGCGAUCCCAUCGCCGUUUAAAAAUAUAUAAGUCGUCGCCGCGCGGACCCGUUUGAUCACCAUCGAAAUAAUAAUAAUAAUAAUAAUUAUAACAUUAUAAACGUAUGAUUUAUAGGCGCAACGCGUCUGCGACUCGCAUUUGUUCGUUUUCGUUUUCCGAUCGCGUCUCCGCGAAUAUAGACCGAACGAGCUACUCACCCGCGUCGGAAGAGCAGCGACUACGCGAAUGCUCCAAGUCGUGCGCGCCCGACCGCUAUUAAAACCGGGUUCGCUUUUUUUAAAUUGCCCUUAAACGAAGUUUAUUUAAUAUAACAAUAUUAGGUCCUGUAAUUCAGCCCGUGGUCGUCGUCGCCGCCGUUUCAAUUGUAGACAAUCAACAGAAAUUAACCGUCCCUCCGCCGCCACCACCGCUGGCAGACGACCGCCGCCGCCGCCGCCGCCGCCACCAUCCGUAUCUCAUCGUCGCGCCGCGUGCAUGUGCGUGUGAACGCGAACCUGCGAUAACCGCAAUUAUAUACAACGGACGCGCCGGACCCAAUAACGAUAACCGCCGACGGGUUUUCACCCGACACCAUCAUGGACGAGGGCGCGUUCGACGAGUCGAUGAUGUUCAACGAAUAUCACCACCAGACCAAGCCCGGGUCACCGGCCGCGCACCAYCAGCAUCAGCCGCUGUUGGCGUUCCAACAGCCCGGCGAUAUGAUGGGAUAUGCGCUGCCCGUGCCUGACCACAUGGACAUGCAGCACCAUCACCACCACCACCAUCAUCAGCUCCAGGACAUGGACAUGCAUAGGCACCACCACGGUGUGCCGGACCAAAUGCAGCAGCAGCAACAGCAGCAGCAGCAGCAGGACAGGCAGGUACAGAUCGGCGAUCCGCAGGAUUUGUUUCAGAUGCCGGUCACGUCCACCGUUCAGGUACAGCCGGCCGACAUCGUCGUCAACGCCAACGGGCAGAAACACGCCAUCAAGUUGGAAAUGGACGCUAACCCGUUGACGACCACCGGUCAACAGUCUACAGGACUACCGCCUGAACAACCGGUGCCAAAGAAAUCUAGUUCUAAAUCAAAAAACACUGACAACAACGGGACAAAGAAGAAAAAGACGAGGACGACAUUCACGUCUCAUCAAUUGGAAGAGUUGGAACGAGCAUUCGAGAGAGCUCCGUACCCUGACGUGUUUGCCAGAGAAGAAUUAGCCUUGAACCUUAAGCUUAGCGAGUCUAGGGUUCAAGUAUGGUUCCAAAACCGAAGAGCCAAGUGGCGGAAAAGAGAGCCACCCAGGAAAACAGUUUACUUGACCAAUUCCGUUUUCCCGUCCGGAUCUCCGGGAUCGUCGGUGAGCUCGACGUCGUUCACCACGCUGACGACGUUUGGUGGUAAUGUGUCRCCGUCAUUGGGUACUUGUUCGCCGGUCACGCUCAGCGGCUCGGAGCCCUGGGGCUACGGUGCCGCUGGUUACGGGGACCUUGCACACCUGAACCUGCUCAACAGCAAUGGGUCGUCGCCGUUCGCGCAGAACGCGUUCCACGGCAGCGGUAGCAACAACAACAAUAACAACUUUGCCGGCACGCCGUACGCCGUCCAGCCACAAGACAGCCCGGGCCUGUUCUCGGCCAGCAUGCAGUGCCUGGCUCGGCAGGACAUGAUGGGUCCACUGGACCAAUCGCCGCCCGAUCGCGACUAUCACGGGCAUCAACUCAACAAGCACGUGGUCGACUCGUACGUGAUGAGCCAGGAUAUGGCAGGACUCUUGCAGCCGGACGCCGAGUGCGACAUCGUCGGCACCAUGGGAUAUGAAGUCCAAGAUCACCAGCAGCAUCAGCAUCAACAGCAGCAGCAGCAGCAACAGCAGCARCAACAAAUAGACGAAGACGGGGAAGAUGAGACUGCGAUUAAAGUUGAGCCACCGUUUACGCCACUUCCGCCUUUCAUCAACUGACACAGGAGGUUUCAGUUUGACACGUACGAGUAUCAAACUGAAUUCGAAUGAAUCCGACACGCCUCGUUUCAAAUCGCUCAUGUCUCCACAAAUAAUUCAUGUGUAUAAUUUUUCGGUCUAUGCACUGAUAUUUAUGUGUACAGUGCCACCGUUCAGUGUUCAUGUGUGAGACCACCAUCUUUUGCAACAUCCUGCAASGUUGGGAAAAACUAAUGAUAAAUAAUUACCGAUGGGCAAUAAUGGUUUCGUACAAAUCACCGUCGUCGAAAUUAUAUGACAAGCACGUCGGCAGAGACGAUCUAUUAAAAAAAAAAAUCAAGAUUAAAUAAUAAGAAUUAAGAAUCGAUAUUUAUAAGUGCAAAAUAAUAAUUUUUAUGUAAAUAAGUGAUUUGGUUUAUUCAUUUUGUAUUCCUAAUUUAUAAAGUAACUAUUAUUAUUAAAUAAUAUAUUUAUAUAUUCGUGUGGCAUGCGUAUACAUUUCAAUUGGGACUGUAAUCGUUCAGUAUUACUCGUCCAAAGGAAACUAAUAUAAGCUAAUUAUUUAUUUUUUUAUUUAGAUAAAAAAACACUACGUAUUACAUACAUUAUAAAAUUAUACAUGUAAAUUAUUAUUGUAUUUAACAGAUACACAACAAAAUCGCAUUAUUCUUCCAUAACGAUUAAGUGUAUAUAAAUAUAGAUUUUAUAGUACAGUAAAUAUUAUAUUAUAUUAAAUUAUAUAAUUAUAAUCAUUUGAAAUUCGAUUAUUCGAAAACUUGUGUAUUCUAGWUGUGCCUUAUUUGCUUGUAAGUAGUUUGAGUAACUUAAAUAAACUACGUAUACUACCUAAUUGUAUGUGGUCUAUAAUAGGUUUAUAAAUUAUAAAUAAGGACUUGUAACUAUAUAUAAUUACUAUGUGUACAAUAAAACAAUUUUAU